Messenger RNA from Marmota flaviventris (yellow-bellied marmot), 1387 nucleotides. It is a transcript of the gene Klf14, whose product is annotated as KLF transcription factor 14. Gene Ontology annotation, molecular function: DNA-binding transcription factor activity, RNA polymerase II-specific; RNA polymerase II cis-regulatory region sequence-specific DNA binding. Gene Ontology annotation, biological process: regulation of transcription by RNA polymerase II. The record is from RefSeq and is a predicted model, not a curated record. Lineage: Eukaryota; Metazoa; Chordata; Mammalia; Rodentia; Sciuridae.
AUGUCGGCAGCCGUGGCGUGCAUGGACUACUUCGCCGCCGAGUGCCUGGUGUCCAUGUCCGCGGGCGCCGUGGUUCACCGCCGCCCGCCGGACCCCGAGGGCGCGGGCGGAGCCGCUGGCUCGGAGGUGGGUGCGGCGCCGCCGGAGUGCGCUCUGCCGGGUCCGGGGCCACCAGGGCCCGCGUCGGUCCCCCUGCUCCCCCAGGUUCCCGCCCCCAGCCCCGGCGCGGGUGGCGCCGCGCCCCACCUGCUGGCUGCAAGCGUCUUGGCUGAUUUGCGCGGCAGCUUUGGGGAGGGCUACGGGGAGAACUCGGGGGAAGCUCUGCGCGCCUCGUCUGGCUCCACCGACCCGACCCAGUGCUCCAGCCCGACCCAGGGUUCCGAGCCGGCCUCAGCCUCCGGUGCAGACGCGUUCUCCGAACCCGCGAGCUCCUCCGGCUCGCCUGCCGUCCCAAGUGCGCCAGCCGACCCGGGAGCGCUCGACGACGCCGGAGGGGUGUCUGGAGGGGCCCCAGAGGCUGGCCCCGCACCCGCAGCAGGUCAGAUGUCCCGGAGAAGGCCAGUAACACCUGCAGCCAAGCGACAUCAAUGCUCCUUCACUGGCUGCACCAAAGCCUAUUACAAGUCAUCGCACCUUAAGUCCCACCAGCGUACCCACACGGGUGAGCGCCCUUUCUCCUGCGACUGGCUCGACUGCGACAAGAAGUUUACGCGUUCCGACGAGCUGGCCCGCCACUACAGGACGCACACGGGUGAAAAGCGCUUCUCCUGCCCCCUCUGCCCCAAGCAGUUCUCCAGGAGCGACCACUUGACCAAGCACGCCCGCCGCCACCCAACUUAUCAUCCUGACAUGAUUGAGUACCGGGGACGUCGUCGCACUCCCCGCGACUACCCGCAACCCACCACCGUGGUGGAAAGCUCCUGCUCCGGCUCUGGCUCCGGUUCUGGCUCUGGCCAGGAGCCCAGCCUCCCUACCAGCCUGUAGGACAGUCAUUGCUGUCAGUUAUCCCCCCCCCCCAGGACUAUCUCCCAGACCAUUUUCCCUGCCUUCUCUCUGCCCAUCCCUCUUUUAUCAGAGUCAUUAGACCAAGGCACAGACUGGUUCCUCCGCUCUGAGGGUGGUUCCAGGUGGGCAUGUUGGACUCUGGGGAGGGACUGGGAGCCAGAAAAUAACGGGAAUUCUUGCAACACAAAUAUCAUCCAAAAAGGAGGGGUUGAUCAAGACAACCCCCAGGAACUGGUGAGAAGGGAUGAACUCUGGUACUCUCCAGAGUACUGAAGAUUCUCUCUUCCCAGGAACCAGAGAACUGAAAUUCUCAGAUGCCUGAGGAACUCCCAGUCUUAAAGGACUCGGGUGCCUCACCCACCCACCAGGGCGGACCUUGGAG